AUGUGCAAUAAACAAAUAUAUUUUCCAGGAUCACAGAAAGAAGAUGACUAUGAAGUGACCCAGGUAGCUAUAAUUGGAUCAUCAGUUGACUAUAUCACACCAUGUGGAAUUUGUCGACAGUUCCUACGUGAAUCCCUUUCCCUAACCACACUUAUUACUCUGUUUAACUACGAUGGUACUAAAUAUAAAGUUACAUCUCUUGAACAACUAUUACCUGAGAGUUUUGGACCCAAUCAUUUGUACCAGCAAUAA
Messenger RNA from Arxiozyma heterogenica, 252 nucleotides. RefSeq names its product cytidine deaminase (gene CDD1). Gene Ontology annotation, cellular component: cytosol. Bases 1 to 252 code for a protein of 83 amino acids. The transcript has a single exon. NCBI's taxonomy places the organism in Eukaryota, Fungi, Ascomycota, Saccharomycetes, Saccharomycetales, Saccharomycetaceae. The record is from RefSeq and is a predicted model, not a curated record. Gene Ontology annotation, molecular function: cytidine deaminase activity; zinc ion binding.